AUGGCUCUUCAUGUACCAAACGUUCAGAACUAUGUGUCCAUGCUAAAGGAGGGCACGAGGCACUUUGAGGGCCUUGAAGAAGCUGUUUACCGCAACAUAGAAGCCUGUGUGAGUAUAGCUAAAACAACGCGUUCCACCUACGGUCCAUGUGGUCAGAAUAAGAUAGUCAUAAACCAUAUUGGGAAGCAAUUUGUUACCAAUGAUGCCGCUACUAUACUUAGAGAACUUGAAGUUCAACAUCCUGCCGCGAAAAUGUUAAUUCUUGCAACUCAACAACAGGAACAAGAAGCUGGUGAUGGGACAAACUUGGUCUUCCAAUUAGCUGGAGCACUUUUGGAUAACGCUCGAGAUCUUCUUAAGAUGGGUUUAUCUGUUUCGCAAAUUGUUGAGGGUUAUGAAAUGGCCGGGAAGAAAGCUCUUCAGUAUUUGGAUGAUAUUGUUGUUAAGGAGAUAAGCGAUCUGAAAGAUAUCUCGGAAGUCGCCCCUAUUAUUAAGACCUCCUUGAUGAGCAAACAACUAGACAUCAGUGAAUUCCUUUCACAUCUCAUUGCAUCUGCUUGCAUUUCUAUAAUGCCUGAUGAUGGUAAUUUCAACGUUGAUAAUGUCAGAGUUCUGAAAAUUUUGGGUUCCGGUGUGACUAGUUCCACAAUGGUCGAAGGAAUGGUGUUCCGCCGAGAUGUUGAAGGCGAUGUUCACUCCGUAACCCAGUCAAAAAUCGCCAUUUAUUCAUGCCCUCUUGAAGCCUUGCAAACCGAAACUAAGGGCACCGUUUUGCUUCAUACAGCUGAUGAGUUGAAGGAGUUUUCUAAGGGUGAAGAGAACCAAAUGGAAAAGAUAAUCAACAGCAUUGCCGAUGCUGGUGUGAAGGUUAUUGUGUCUGGUGGCAAGAUUGGUGAGCUUGCGCUACAUUACGCUAACAAACGUGGUCUUAUGCUGGUACGUCUUGUAAGCAAGUUCGAUGUGCGUCGCCUUUGUCAAGCCACUGGUGCAACCGUUCUGCCUACGCUUACUGUUCCAUCUUCUGAGGAACUGGGCUUUAUAGAACAGGUUCGCACUGACGAAAUCGCUGAUACAAAUGUUGUAAUUUUUGAGCAAGGCUCAAGCAAGAAGCCUAUGGUCACACUGGUAAUCCGUGGGAGUACCGACAACAUAAUGGAUGAUAUUGAGCGAGCAGUUGACGAUGGUGUGAACACUUACAAGGCCUUGACCCGCUGUAAAAAGGUCGUUGCAGGUGCUGGUGCCUGUGAAAUUGAGCUUGCUCGCAAUCUUCUUUCACUCGCUGACACUAUACCUGGAUUGGAGCAAUACGCCGUCCGUGAGUACGCCCAUGCUUACGAGAUUGUGCCCAAGGCGUUAGCAGAGAACGCCGGUGAAAAGGCAACGGAGAUAAUCGCUCAACUGUACGCCAAUCACCAAGCGGGUCAGAUUCAUUCAGGAUUUGUCACCUCGGAAAAACUAAACCCCUCCAUUUGCGAUGCUAAGGCAGCUAAUGUCCUCGACCUUCAUGGUGCAAAGUAUUGGGCUAUUCGAUUUGCCACCAGCGCUGCAUGCACCGUUCUUCGUGUGGAUCAGAUCAUAAUGGCAAGGCCAGCUGGCGGUCCCAAGCCUCGCGAUCCGCGGGCUCCUGAUGAAGAAGAAAUGUUGGCUGGAUGUCGUCUUAUUGUUAAAGAUGUCCGCAGAGGUUGUAUUAUGCCGUGUACUUGCCAAACCUGUGAAAUGUACGCCGAGGGCGAUAACUCACGACAACCAUCGGACCUCAAUUUCUCAUUAAACGAAUCAGCAGAUGUAGAUGAUGAGGAUACUGGCGCGGUGGAUCCCUCUUUCCUCUCUUUUGUGGAAGAUCAGGCAGAAUCGGGUGGUGGGUCCUUCGCUGCUGAAAACGAUGUCGAAGUGGAAGACCCUACUCCUGAUCUGUACGCAGUCCUGGGUGUCGCCCGUGAUGCCAAUGAGGCCGAGCUAAAGGCGGCGUACAGACGUCUUUCUCGUAUUCUCCAUCCGGAUAAACACACGCGAUCUUCGGCAGCCGCCGAGGCUGCUUUUGGGCGUCUCACGGCCGCUUACAACAUUCUCAGCGAUCCUCACAAGCGAGCAAUUUACGACCAAUACGGCUUUAGGGGUCUGCGUAUCCAAGGCUGGGAGCUGGCUGUAAGGGAUAAGUCAGCGCCAGAAUUGCGUCUUGAGUAUAUCUUGCUGAAGCAGAAAGCAAAAGAAGCGGAAAGUGAGCGUCUACUGCAGCCUACCUCGGAACUAUGUUGUGGAAUCGAUAUGACCGACUUCUUUGAUCGCUACCUCAAGGAACCACCAGAAGAACGCCUGCUCUCACCCGCCCUGUCUGUUUACGACGUCUCUCUCUCUCAGUCGGUAACUGCGCUCCGUACACCUCAUAAUACUGUCAGUCUUGUCGGCCAUGUGACAGCCCACAAUGGAAUCGGUAUUGGUACACUUUUUAGUCUAUGGGUGCAUCGCCUGUCACCCAAAACACCCAUUAUUGGAGCUUCUUCCACUGAGGCGAUCGUCUCUUACGGUCGUGGAGGCUAUGGACUUGGAUCUUCUCUGAAGUUGAAUAAGGAGCUUCAUGAGCGAGUAACAGGGUCUGUGGGUUUGGAGGUCGCCUCAGUGGAUCGUAAUAACAGUGCUGCUUUCAGCCUCAUUCCUGGUUUCUCAUUGGCCACCAACAUCGAGGUAACACCUCGCAUUGUGACCCGGCUGCAGUACAAAUUCAACCUUGGCGGUGGUUUCUCUAGUGAAGUGUUUUGGACUUCAGAGAAGGGUGAGCGCUCCUGCCGAGUGCAAACUCAUCUCCAUCGCGGUACUGCCUCGCUCAAGGUUCACUUUGAAUCUCUUGUCGAUUGGCCCUGGCUGAAUCCCUUACUCAAGCCAUCCACCUCGAGCUGUCAGACGUCCAAAAAGUCCUCUUCUGACUGGGAGGCGAAUCUGGACGAGGAGGAUGAUCUUGUGCUAGAGACAAUACCCCAGAAGGGACGCAUUUCCGCUUCUCUUAGCUGCAACACUUUUGAUCUGUUGGAGUUGCGUGUUGGCGCCAAUUGUGUUCUAUCCGAGCUGUCUAGAGUCUCUAGUGAGAUCGGCAUCAGUUGGCUGCGCGGUUUGAGUAUGAAAUUGGGUCUGCAUCGAGGGGAUCAAUCCUACAUACUGCAACUUAAACUAUCAGACACCUUGGAUCCUGCUGCUUUCAGUUACGGUGUUCUGGUCCCAAGCUUGACCUACUGUCUCAUUCGUAGUCUAGUCUACGAACCAUGGGUUUUGGUACAGUUAAAGAAAGCUCAGGAAAUUCGUCGCCAACGUCUGCGAGAUGAAUUGCGAAAGUUGCGAAACGAGGCCCUGGCGACACAAGCCCUAAUGCAACACACUUCGGCUCGUGUGGCACAAACCGAGAAAGAGUCCAGGGGUCUUGUGAUUGUUUGCGCCCUUUAUGGACAAAUAUCUCCAACAAUGCCGGGAAUUCCUCUUGCUGCUGAUGCGGGUGGGGCUCUAUCGAUUGAUGUGACAGUACCACUGCAGGCGAUGGUUGAGAAUCACCAGAUUCGUUUGCCCCCUGGACGUUGGGCUGAUAUGCAAGGCUUCUACGACCCAUGCGCAGGUCUGGGUCGUGCGGCAUGCCAUGGAAGACGCUCGCUACGUCAGCUCUUUGUCGCCUACACCUUCAAUGGAUUGCCUCACGAGGUGUGUGCUGAUGAGUUGGGAGGUCUGGCGAUCCCCAUGAGCAAGCACCGGGUUGAUGUUUUUUCUGAGCAUUGA
Hydatigera taeniaeformis is the source of this 3756-nucleotide messenger RNA. NCBI's taxonomy places the organism in Eukaryota, Metazoa, Platyhelminthes, Cestoda, Cyclophyllidea, Taeniidae. The record is from the annotation of a GenBank genome assembly.